Syngnathoides biaculeatus (alligator pipefish) is the source of this 2695-nucleotide messenger RNA. Its product is annotated as inhibitor of nuclear factor kappa-B kinase subunit beta-like. The coding region runs from base 1 to 2187 and encodes 728 amino acids. Gene Ontology annotation, biological process: peptidyl-serine phosphorylation; positive regulation of transcription by RNA polymerase II; tumor necrosis factor-mediated signaling pathway. Gene Ontology annotation, cellular component: IkappaB kinase complex; cytoplasm. The record is from RefSeq and is a predicted model, not a curated record. NCBI's taxonomy places the organism in Eukaryota, Metazoa, Chordata, Actinopteri, Syngnathiformes, Syngnathidae. Gene Ontology annotation, molecular function: ATP binding; IkappaB kinase activity; protein binding. The transcript is spliced from 21 exons.
AUGAACCGUGUCCCCCUUCACCAGCCACAGAGCUGUGGGCCCUGGGAGCUGAAGGAACGUCUGGGGACCGGAGGCUUUGGGAACGUCACUAGAUGGCAAAAUAAGGAUACAGAGGAACAGAUCGCAAUCAAACAGUGCCGCCAGGAGCUGAGUGAGCGGAACAAAGAGAGAUGGUCUCUGGAGAUCCAGAUCAUGAAGAGGGAUGCAAAAGCUCGUCGCCACCAACGACCUGCCACUCCUGGCCAUGGAAUACUGCCAAGGAGGGGAUCUGAGAAAGUAUCUGAAGCUCUUGAGAACGGCUGCGGAAUGCGCGAGGCCUCCGUUUUGAUUUUGUUGUGCGACAUUUCCUCAGCUCUGACCUACCUCCACAAGAAGCGGAUCAUCCACCGAGAUUUGAAGCCUGAAAACAUUGUGCUGCAGCAGGGGGAGAAGCGGUUGAUCCACAAGAUCAUUGAACUCGGUUAUGCGAAGGAGCUGGACCAGAGCAGCCUUUGCACUUCCUUUGUGGGAACAUUGCAGUACUUGGCUCCCGAGCUGAUUGAGAGGAAGAAGUACACGGUCGCUGUGGACUACUGGAGCUUUGGGACAUUGGUGUUUGAGUGUAUCACAGGAUUUCGGCCCUUUCUGCCGACCUUGCAACCUGUUCUCUGGCACAAUAAACUGCGACUGAAACAAGACAGUGACAUUGUCGUCUACGAAGACCUGUCCGGGGUGGUCCGCUUCUCCAAACAUCUUCCUCAGCCCAACAACCUCAGCAGUCUUUUAGCGGAGAAGCUGGAGAGGUGGCUGCGGCUGAUGCUCAAGUGGUCUCCCCAAGAAAGGGGCAAAGACCCGGAUGCCACGCCCAGCAACUGCUUCUCACAGCUGGAACUUAUUUUGCAGCUCAAAAUGGUUCACGUAUUGAACAUGACCACCGCCAAGAUCCUGAGUUACGCGGUUGUGGAUGACGAGACCGUGGCUGAGCUGCAGAAGAGAAUUGAAGAAGACACAAGCAUCCCUGCGGCCAACCAGGAGUUGCUGCUGGAGGCCGGUUUAGCCCUGGAGCCGCAUGGGUUGGCCACACAGUGCGCCAUCGAUUAUGCCGAGAUCGAUGGUCGGCGGACGGACUUCCCUCUCAUCUUUCUCUUUGAUCGCUCCUCUUGUAGUUAUGAGCCACCACCGACUCCUCGCACCCUUCCAGAAAACAUCUGUUUUGUCCAAAGGGAUCCAAAGCACAAUCUUCCUUACAGCCCUCUGAGGAGAACUUAUGGCCAGGCGUGGCACACCAUUCGUUCGCUGAAGGAGGACUGGCAGAGACUGCAGCAGGGACAGAAAGCAGCCAUCAUGAGUUUGCUUAGGCACAACUCAUCCCUGUCCAAGCAGAAGAACGAGAUGGUGUCCAUGCACCAGAGACUCGUGGCCAAGUUGGACUUCUUCACUACCAGCCUUCACAUAGACAUGGACAAAUAUCAAGAGCAGACUGCCACUGGGAUUGCUUCAGAGAAACUACUGGGAGUGUGGAGGGAAAUGGAGCAGACUGCCAGCAGCUGUGGUCAGCCCAAAGUGAGUGAACUUGAGGAGGAGAUGAUGCACCUCCAACAAGACAUUCUGGAUGUUCAGCGUCAGCCGUGGAGGAGCGGAGAGGCUUUGGACACACUUGAAGGAAAGGCCAUGGAGAUGCUGCGCAAACUACGAGAGAAACCCAAAGAGCAACGUUGUUCUGGGGAUGGUCAGGAGGUGCUGCGUCUGGUGCUUCAGGCGGUGCAGUUCUACGAGAGGAAGCUUCGUGACUUCUACACGCACCUCAGUAAGACGAGUGUUUGUCGUCAGCGUGUCAUGGAGCUGCUGCCAAAGGUGGAAGGUGUGGUGCAAGAGAUGGCUGAGAGCAAACAGGUCCUGAUGGGUCUGCAGGAGAAACGCCAAAGGGAGCUGUGGAACCUCCUCAAAGUGGCCUGCAGUAAAGUUCGAAGCCCAGUAAGUGGGAGUCCUGAUGGAUCUCGUGCACCUUCUUCAGUGCCUCCUCUGAUGACCCCCCGGCACAGUUUACAGCAGUUGGACGAGUCUCUGGUGGAGGAGAGCAGGACCUUUGAGAGCCGACUGCAGAGUUUGCUGCACGACACCAUUCAGGAGUCCGAAAGCAGGAUGGAGAUGCUGAGGGAGUGGACGUGGCUGGAAGGGAACAACAGUUUCUCCAGAGACCUGUCGUAGAGAUACGUCGACUCGCUGCCAUCAAAUGCACGUUUGUGCAGCUUUAACGGGGACACGCCCCUCAUCCUUCAUAAAUUUACUUACUUACUUACUCACGUCUUACUUUUGUCCAGGGUAAACUGUUGUUUACGGUCCAAAGAACAAAACCUCAGACUAUUCCACAGCCUCGAAUGUUAUUCAUGCAUUGUUUUAUAUUAAAGAAUAGUUGGGCAGUAUUGUAUCUCGAUAGAUACAAUAUGAUUAUGACAGUGAUCUUUGAGCCCAGUAAAUUGAUUAGACUAUAAUGGAAUCCAUAGAAUCUGGUCUGAAGCCGUUUCACGAUUAUAAGAAGUUUUUCUCCAUUUGUCCAAUUUCUACAGUGCUUGUCUUGGAAGUUAUUCCAGCAGACUUUGACCGAGAGACAGGACCGGGUCCUCCUUGGACUGGGCAAGAGCCAAUCACAAGGCAGGUUUUAAACAAUCGUCCCCAAAGAUCCACGGUGGGAGCUCAUCCAGUGGAAUUUUUAAAC